Molecule: messenger RNA, 2844 nt
Organism: Didymodactylos carnosus
Lineage: Eukaryota; Metazoa; Rotifera; Eurotatoria; Philodinida; Philodinidae
Source: the annotation of a GenBank genome assembly
AUGGAUAGAUUAAGAAACCCAGAUCCUCGGCGACGCUCGAGUGAUCAAAAAAACAAUGGCAGUAGUAGUAUCACAGUAACAACACCACCGGCAGCUAUAAAUGGAAACUCAUCUCCUCAAGAACAGCAGCCUGAUUCAAGACCAAAAGUUUCCAGUCUUGUAUGGAAAUUUGGUGGUGAAAAGAAAAAAGUACCAACAUACACAUUUUCUCCUUCCGAUCAGACAACCCUAGACCAAACGUCGCCACAACCGCAUCAUCAUGAUCAAGGUGUGAAUCGAAAAGAUGUUCACAAUAUUCAAGUUCUGUCACCAAAUCAUAGUCAGAAUAUGUCCCCAAACAAUAUACAAAUUACUCCUCAAUUGAAAUCUUUUAUCGAGCAAUUAGAAGUAAAAAAUAGCGAUUUAAAACAAAAGCUACAAGAACAAAAUACCCAAAAUGAUCUGCAAGAAAAAAAAAUUCGAGAACUAAAUAACUUUUGUAACGCUUUGCAAAACAGAUUGAAUCAAAAUACAACGGAACAUGUAAAAGAUGAAGAAAAUCUUGUUUGGAAGAAUCGUACUGACGCUUUAUUACAACUAGUUAUAAAAUUUUGUGAUGUAAAGGUAGAACAGCAAGAGCCCCAUGAUCUAAAUGAUAUAAUAACAAUAUUUGAAACAAAAAUAAGUCAAAGUAAAAAAGCUGAACAACAGAAUAAAACACUCGCUGCAUCAUUAAAAUCAAAAGAUCAAAAAAUAAGUGAAUUAACAGCAGAAAUAAAUGAGAUGGUUGCAAAGAAUGCUGUUCGUUCAACAUCGUCAAUGUCAACACCCGUACGUCGUAUUGAUUCGGCUGAUGAAGUUGAUUCAGUAAAUCUUCGUCGUGAGUUACUUCGUACACGAACACGUUUGAAAGAAGCACAACGUGAAUUAUCAUCGCAAAAUAGUCUUCGUUCAUCAGGAUUGUCAAAACAAUUAUCACCUACAAAUAUUUUAUCACCGGAGACGUUAGUUAGCGAUUUAAGAAAGGAUAUCAACGAUAUGGGAUGGGAAAUCAAAAAUUUACAACGUUCAAAAGAAUCAUUUAAACAAGAUGUUGAAAAAUUAGAACGAGAAUUGCUUAGUGUUGAAACAGCAAAAAAAUCAGUUGAAGAUUCAAAUGCUUUAAUAACAAGAGAAAAUAAAGAACUUCGUGCAACCAUCGACGAAUUAACUGAUCAAAAUAGAAUGGUACUGCAAAAUUAUCAAAAUCAUGUUAAAAAUUAUUCAAUACAUCAAGAUAUGGUAACAAAAUUGUAUGAUUCAGUUGCACAAGUGGAAACAGAUAAUCGACUUUUACAAGAAAAAUGUGGAUUUUUAGAAGAAAAAUUAAAAAUUAAACACAUAUCAUUGGUUGAUAAAAAUGAAUUAGAAAAAUUGGAAUCUAAAAAUCGUGUAUUACAAUUACAAUAUGAUUAUGAAAUUGCUCGUCGUGAACAUGUUGAACGUCAAUUAAAUCGUUUACAAGAUAAUGUUAAACAAUUACAAUCAGAAUUACAAUAUGUUGAAGAUAAAGGAAAACGUUCGGAUGAUCAACAGAAAUUAGCUGAUCGUUUAUGUCGUGAUUCUAAAGAAGAAUGUGAAAUAUUACAAUUAAAAAUAAUGGAUUUAGAAAAACGUUUAAGUUUAGUUGAAAAAGAUAAAGAUAUUGUUGAACAAGAAUUACUUUUAUGUCAACAACGUAUAAAUGCUACACAAUAUCGUAUACAACGUUAUCAAGAUGCAUUGGUUAAUGCCGAAAAUGAAUUGGACGCAUUAUCAGAUGCAAGCUUUAGUGAAGAAGUUGGUAGUUUAAAUGGUGGAGAAACAAUAUCGAUGAAAAGUCGUAUGUCACAUAAUGUGACACGUUCUCAAAAUCAAUUCACAAAUGAACUUCAGAGUUCAAAUGAUGAAGUGCGACGAAAAGCAACAGACGGUUUAUAUGAUCGUGUCAUAACACUCUAUUCCGAUGCAUCAUCUGAAACAAUAUCAAAUGUUGUUGAUAAUGUACAAGAUUAUGUGAAAAAAAAGUUGAGUAAUCCAAAUGACGUAAAUGAAAAUCGAGCAGCAUUUCAUGUGAUAUUAUGCUUUAUUUGUGCUGGUGCGGCGUUUUAUACCGAAUUGAGUAAUAAACUAGAAGGUGUUAUUCGGCAAUAUAAACAAAUGUCAGUAGAUACAAGCUUGUGUGACUUAGCGAUAAAAAUAACUUGUAUACUCGUGAAAGGUUGUGAUCGUUCCAAUGUUGAUCAUUUUCAAUCUGAUGUACCAAAAGCACUUGAACGUUUAGGAAAAGAUGAAAAACAUGAAAUAAGACGUUAUAGCGGAGUUAUUAUGUUGAAAGAAAUUGCUUUAAUAUCACCUACAAGAUUUUUUCUUCUUAUAACACCAUGUGAACAGUUUUUAGAACAAUUAUUUGCAUCAAUGGCAGAUCCAAAACAAUACAUCCGUGAAGCAUUUGCCGAAACGAUACAUGCAACAUUAGUUGUAUUAAUUGAUCGUGAACGUGAAGAACAGAAAAACAACAGUGAUAUCGGAAAAGAAGCACAAAUAACAACAUUCUGUGAUGCUUAUAUGUUGGCCUAUAAUGAAGCAAUGAGAUGUUUAGCGGCUAUACAAACAAAAGAAAAAACAAUUCAGAAAGAUGAUCGCAUUCAUGGCGGUUUAUUAUUGUUAAAUGAACUAUUUCGUGUGGCUGAUGUCAAAUUUGAAAACAUUUGCCAAGAUUUAAUUUAUCCGUAUACAGCAGCUAAACCAAAACCAGUGUCAUAUAAAGUAAGAAAAAUACCUGAAAUAUGUUAUAUAUCCACGACAAUUUAUCACAUUUUGUUGCAUAAAUCGAUUGUGAACUGA